AGGUAGGAAAAUACUACUUAAAACUUGCUGAGGAGCAGGAUGAAGAAGUGAACAGCUGCGCUGCGGUAGACUGGCUUGUCCAAUCUGCCAAGCAAGGUCGAAGGGACGCGGUGAAGCUUCUGCGGAGAUGCUUGGCAGACAGAAGAGGAAUCACAAACGAGAAUGAGAGUGAAGUAAAGAAGCUAUCCUCAGAGAAACCGAUUUAGAGAGGGCUGUGAGAAAAGCAGCACUGGUCAUGUAUUGGAAACUAAACCCAACAAAGAAAAAGCAGCUCUCCAUGUCUGAGCUGCUGGAGAACGUAGGCCAUGUCAAUGCUGAAGAUGGAGAGCUACAGGCAGGCCCGAUUCCUAAGUCUACCCAGAAGGAGCGCCGAGUCCUGGAGCGCUUAGUCAGCAGCGAAUCUAAAAGCCACAUUGCCUUAGACGAUUUUGUGGAGAUUACAAAGAAAUAUGCAAAGGGAAUUGUGCCAUCCAACUUGUUCUUUCAUGACGAUGAAGAUGAUGAGUUUGCUGGGAAAGGCCCUGGGGAGCUGCCACUGCAACAAAAGAUCAUGAAGUAUCCACUCCACGCCAUCACGGAACUUAAAGAAUAUCUUAUAGAAGUGGCAUCAAAGGCUGGGAUGCACUGGCUGUCUACUAUUAUACCAACCCAUCACAUCAAUGCUCUCAUCUUCUUCUUUAUCAUCAGUAAUCUCACCAUAGACUUUUUUGCCUUCUUUAUCCCUCUUGUUGUCUUUUACUUGUCCUUUAUCUCCAUGGUCAUCUGCACCCUUAAGGUCUUCCAGAACAGUAAAGCUUGGGAGAACUUCCGAGCCCUUACAGAUCUGCUUCUCCGCUAUGAGCCAAAUCUGGAUGUUGAGCAAGCCGAAGUGAAUUUUGGCUGGAACCAUUUAGAGCCAUAUUUAUACUUCUUAAUGUCGGUCUUUUUUGUCAUAUUUUCGUUUCCUAUCUCGGAUCGGCACUGGAUUCCCUGUUCAGAGUUGGCCAUCAUCUCGAUCUUCUUCACAAUUACCAGCUAUUUGAGUUUAAACACAAGUGCAGAUCCCCACACCCGCCGUGCUCUAAUCACUGAGAUAGCUGCGGGAGCUCUCACCUUUGUAAAUUUGUUGCCUAAAUCUGUGCCCUACGUUCACCUGAUUAGUAAAACUUUCUUUAGGGUACCUAUUGGACAUUUUAUUAUAUUCCACAUAAGCCUCCCCUGCAUCCUCUUCAUCUACUUAUUUUACCUCUUCUUCAGGAUGGCACAACUCAGAAACUUCAAGGGUGUGUACUGCUACCUGAUACCAUACCUGGUGUGCUUUAUGUGGUGCGAACUUUCUGUUGUCAUUCUUCGGGAAUCUACUACCAUCGGCCUUAUCCGUGCAUCCAUUGGCUAUUUCCUGUUCCUGUUUGCCCUUCCCAUACUCCUAGUGGGCAUAGCUGUCAUGUGUGUUGUUCAUUUUAUCAAAUGGUUUGUGGCUCUGGAACUGACCAAGAUCGUAGUAACUCUAGUCUUGUUGACUGUUCCAUUGUGUCUUCGCUGGUGGUCAAAAGCCAACUAUUCUGUGGUGGGAAUGGUGAAGUCUCUUACUAAAAGCUCCAUUGUGAAGCUGAUAUUAGUGUGGAUCACUGCCAUUGUAAUGUUUUGUUGGGUUUAUGUCUACCGCUCUGAGGGAAUGAAAGUUUACAAUUCCACCCUGACCUGGCAGCAAUAUAGCUUUUUGUGCGGCCCAAGGGCGUGGAAGGAGACCAACAUGGCAAGGACCCAGCUGUUGUGCAGCCACUUGGAAGGCCACAGAGUGACAUGGACUGGGAGGUUCAAGUAUGUCCGUAUUACUGAUAUUGACAACAGUGCAGAGUCUGCUGUUAACAUGCUCCCACUUUUAAUUGGAGAUUGGAUGAGAUGCCUUUAUGGAGAGGCAUAUCCUUCUUGUGAUCCACAGAAUGUCACAAUUGAAGAGGAAGAACUGUGUCGGCUGAAGUUCCUCUCAAAAUAUGCCUGCCAUAUGAAGAAGUUUGACCGAUAUAAAUUUGAGAUAUCAGUUGGUAUGCCUUUUAAUGGUAAAAAUGGCAAUAGGACGCUUGAAGAAGAGGAUGUCACCAAAGAUAUUGUGCUAAAAGCUAGCAAUGAGUUCAAAACAGUACUGUUAAGCUUGCGGCAAGGCAGUGUGAUAGAAUUCAGCACCAUACUUGAGGGACGCCUGGGUAGCAAGUGGCCGGUCUUUGAACUUAAAGCUAUCAGCUGCUUAAAUUGUAUAGCUAAACUCACCCCAUCCUCCAGACACGUGAAGAUAGAGCAGGACUGGAGACGUGACGCUCACACAGCUAUUAAGUUUGCCUUUGAUUUUUUCUUUUCCCCUUUUCUUUCUGCCGUGUGA
Messenger RNA from Staurois parvus, 2356 nucleotides. The record is from the annotation of a GenBank genome assembly. Lineage: Eukaryota; Metazoa; Chordata; Amphibia; Anura; Ranidae.